UGGGCGACCAGCGAGUGAAAUUACUGAGAGGUUUGGAGUUUCAAAGAGGACAAUCAGAAGACACAUGAAACAUCGUGGCCUAAGGUAUUCACAGUUAAAUUCACAGAUUUUAUUAAGAUUAUUAGUAGUGUACUGGCGAUGUCCUUCAUUUUAAAAGGUGUUAAGUGAAAUGUAACAUGUAGUUUGUUGGUCUGCUCAGAAAGACAGAUCUCUACACCUGUUGCUGAUGAGGAGUUGGACCGUAUUGUAAGCGAAGUCCACAGAAGUGUCCAAACACCGGCUACAAGCUAAUGCGUGGACAUUUGAAUGCUAGAGGUGUGCGUGUUCCAAGAGCUAAAUGUUGCUGAUGAUCCAUGGUGUUGCCAUUUAUUAUUAUUUAUUUAUUAACACCCUAACACUAUCAAAAUACUUCUAAAUAUUUGAAACUCUGGUAUUUUUUUUCCAGUAUUUCUCAGUUAGAUUUUUAAGUGUUUUUUUAAAUAAAUAGCAAAUGAGUGUAUGAUUAUUUUCUGCUCUAAAGUCUCAAGACUGAGAGUCUUUGCACAGAGUGGAUGCUGAGGGAGUGUACAUGAGACGUCUACGGCUGCAUGUAACAAGACGACGGCAGUAUUCUGUUCCUGGCCCAAACUCUUUAUGGCACAUAGAUGGUCACCACAAGCUUAUAAGGUGGAGAUUUGUUGUCCAUGGUGGGGUGGACGGAUUCAGUCGACUGGUGGUCUACCUGAAUGUGGCUGGCAAUAACAGGGCUAGCACUGUCCUACAGAGCUUUAUCAAUGCCGUUCAGCAGUACGGGCUGCCGUCAAGGGUACGGUCUGAUAAAGGAAGAGAGAAUUCAGACGUAGCAGAAUUCAUGAUCAGGAGCAGAGGUACCAACAGGAACUCUCACAUCACAGGCAGAAGUGUACACAAUCAGCGAAUAGAGAGGAUGUGGAGAGAUGUUUAUGAGCAUGCCCUAGACCUCUUCUAUCAGAUCUUCACUUCAUUGGAAGAUCAGGGAACACUCAAUCCAGACAACCAAGUCCAUCUUUAUGCCCUGCACCGGAUCUUCCUUCCCCAAAUUCAGAGAACCCUCAGCUCCUUCAGAGAUGCUUGGAACUUUCAUGGACUUAGAACUGAAAGGAAUCAAUCACCUAAUGAACUCUGGAGAAGAUACAGAGAGCAAGGCCCCAUGGAGGAUCCUGCAGAGGUUUAUGAAGACUAUGGGAUCGACUGGAAUGGGCCUCACAAUCAGCAUGGAGACACUGUGUCAGUUCCUGAGAUUCAGAUGGCCCGUGAGCUCUCAGAUGAAGAGGUUGCCAUUUUGCCAGUUUCAGGAGUUUCUUUAAAUGAUGCAAUUGGAUCAUAUUUGGAGACAGUGCAAGUUUUGUCAAGAAUCAUUGGAGACUGAUAUCUUAAGCAGGCCUUUUAUUUUAUUUAUUGUGCAAAUGUCACUCAUGAAUUAGUUAACUUGAUUUGUCAAUAAAAAUCUGAAAUA
Labrus bergylta (ballan wrasse) is the source of this 1474-nucleotide messenger RNA. The record is from RefSeq and is a predicted model, not a curated record. NCBI's taxonomy places the organism in Eukaryota, Metazoa, Chordata, Actinopteri, Labriformes, Labridae.